AUGCAGCGUUCUCUUAAUGGCGAUACAUCUGAGACAAGAUCUAUCCACGUUCAAAAAUUUAUCACACUUCUGGAAGAAAGGACUGAAUCAUAUCAUUCGAAUACUAUUUUGAGAACGGCAACUUUCUGUGACCCACGAUUCAAGGAUAGCUAUUUUACAAACUCCCACAAAGAUCACAUUCUCAGAAUUCUGCGAUCGGAUUCCCAGAAUAUAGUCUCCGAUGAUUUUGCAGAUCAAUCAAUUCCUGAAAUCGUCGAAAAACCGACAUCCCUUUUCAACCAGUUUUUAAUGGAUAACUGCCCAAUAGAAGAAGCUCCAAAAAAGCAUGAUUCCCUUCAAGAAGAAUUGGACGAAUACCUGCGGACACCGCCAAUAUCUACAUCUGACCCAUACGACUAUUGGAGAUCGAAAACGGACCUUCCAGAACUAAAAAAACUGGCUCACAAGUACUUAUCGAUUCCAUCAACAUCAUCAGAAUCUGAAAGAUUAUUCAGUUUGAGUGGUCUUGUGUGCACUCCAAAAAGAAGCAGUUUAAAGCCGGAGACGCUGGACCAACUGACAUUCUGUUCCGCCAAUUUGAAAAUCUUUGGGGAUAUUUAG
Messenger RNA from Caenorhabditis remanei, 600 nucleotides. RefSeq lists its product as uncharacterized. The record is from RefSeq and is a predicted model, not a curated record. The transcript has 3 exons. Gene Ontology annotation, molecular function: protein dimerization activity. NCBI's taxonomy places the organism in Eukaryota, Metazoa, Nematoda, Chromadorea, Rhabditida, Rhabditidae. Bases 1 to 600 code for a protein of 199 amino acids.